UCUCUCUCUCUAUCUCUCUAUCUCUCUAUCUCCCUAUCCAAAAAGAGAAAGAAUCAGUCGCCGGAAAAUGCUGACGUGUAUAGCUCGUUCUAAGCGAGCAGGAGAUGAAUCCACGGGUCCACCCGACGAUCCGGAUUCCAAGCACGCCAAAUCUCUAACAUCUCAGCUCAAGGACAUGGCUCUGAAAGCUUCAGGCGCUUACCGGCAUUGCACGCCGUGCACGGCGUCUCAGCCUCAGGGGCAACCGAUCAAGAACAAUCCGGCGACGGCGGCAAAGUCGGAUACCGAAUCCGAUCAACGGCUCAAGAUGCUGUACGGAAGAUCAAACAGCUCCAUCAACGCCACGGCGGCGGCGGCGGCGGCGAUGCAGCAGCAGCAGCCGAGGGUAUGGGGAAAAGAGAUGGAGGCGAGGCUAAAAGGGAUAUCGAGCGGCGAAGCGACUCCGAAAUCGGCGAGCGGGAGGAACCGGGUUGACCCGAUUGUGUUCGUGGAGGAGAAAGAGCCUAAAGAAUGGGUCGCUCAAGUGGAGCCAGGUGUUCUCAUCACGUUCGUGUCUCUUCCCGGCGGUGGUAAUGAUCUCAAGCGUAUACGUUUCAGCCGAGACAUGUUCAACAAGUUACAAGCUCAACGAUGGUGGGCAGAUAACUAUGACAAAGUAAAGGAACUUUACAACGUUCAAAAACUAAGCCGCAACGCUUUCCCUCUUCCCACGCCUCCUAGAUCCGAAGACGAGAAGGCAAAAGUGGAGUACCACCAUCCAGAGGACACUCCUGCAACACCUCCUUUGAACAAAGAACGGUUGCCUCGUACCGUACACCGUCCAGUUGGAUUAGCGGCUUACUCAUCCUCGGACUCACUCGACCACAGUUCCACGCAAAGCCAGCAGUUUCACGACUCUGGUCUACAAAACUCAACUCCUAAACUGUCAAGCAUAAGCGGGGCCAAAACAGAAACUUCUUCCAUGGAUAGCUCGUCGAGAGAUGCAGACCGGUCAGAGGAAAUGUCGGUGAGCAAUGCGAGCGAUGUUGAUCCGAACGAAUGGGUGGAGCAGGAUGAGCCUGGCGUUUAUAUCACUAUUAAAGUUUUACCAAAUGGGAAAAGAGAGCUUAGAAGAGUCAGAUUCAGCCGAGAGAUAUUCGGAGAGAUGCAAGCGAGGGUAUGGUGGGAAGAGAACAGGGCAAGGAUACAUGAACAUUACUUGUGAUUAUCGUCUUGAAAAUUCGGUUUUGGUUCAUCAAAACGGUUUUGUAUUUCUUAUUACUCGUUCUCGGUAUACCGUUUUAAAUCUAUUCCAAGCAAGUCUUCUCUUUCUUUCAAAGAGAUAUUCC
This is a messenger RNA of Brassica oleracea var. oleracea, 1328 nucleotides long. RefSeq names its product protein Brevis radix-like 4. The transcript has 5 exons. NCBI's taxonomy places the organism in Eukaryota, Viridiplantae, Streptophyta, Magnoliopsida, Brassicales, Brassicaceae. The record is from RefSeq and is a predicted model, not a curated record. Bases 68 to 1204 code for a protein of 378 amino acids.